This is a messenger RNA of Arachis ipaensis, 1131 nucleotides long. RefSeq lists its product as uncharacterized. The record is from RefSeq and is a predicted model, not a curated record. NCBI's taxonomy places the organism in Eukaryota, Viridiplantae, Streptophyta, Magnoliopsida, Fabales, Fabaceae.
UGUACAUAUGACGUGGAAUGUGUAUAAAAUUCCCUAAUGUAGUCCCUGUCCUCAUUUUUAAACCCUAAAAUUUCGUUGGCCUUCCCAUUGAGGUUCUCUUCAUCAACGUCUUCUUCUGCAUCUCUUCUGUACACCGAUAGCUGUCCACCAUGAGAGGAAGUGGGAGCCAUGUUGCAGGAAGUUCCAACCGGUCAUCGUCGACGGAGAACUGGAGAAGAAGCACGACGCGAAGUAGGCAUGGACGGGUUCCGGACUGGUGCGGCUGUGGUUGUCGCCCGGUGCUAAGGUGGUCUGGGACGGAGUCGCAUCCUAACAAGCCCUUCUUUGGUUGCCCCAACUAUAAUACAAGUGGAAAAACAUGGUGUGGGUUAUUCGUCUGGGCUGAUUCUGUGCAAGAGGAGUUGUCUGAAGGAGCUGUUGCAAGAGAUGAUGAUGGUGACAGGAAGAUGAACUUUGCAUGGCGGAUGGGCAAGAUGGAGGCAGACAUUAGGAAUCUGAAAUUCAUAACUCAUGUUCUUGGAUUUGGGUUCUUAGUAAUUGUUGUUUUUGUAGGAUUGGUGCUAUUAAAGGGUUGAGAACAUGUCAAUGUAAUGCAGUUCCCAAAUUAAUGAAUGAAACUGUUAUGUGGUAACAUAACAAGGUUUGUGUAAAUCAUCUUACUUUGAUAUAAUAUAAUAUCCUGUUGGAUGAAGUAAAAGAACUUGUAAAUAAGUAACAGCAAGAUUGAUCCAAACCAUGGACAGUAUUAAUUGAUCAAUACCAAAAUAUGGCAAACCAUUCAUAGUUUUAACACAUUACAACCAUAAGUAAUUGAACAAGUAGCAUGACAUACUUGAUUAGUAAUCAACAAAAUGAACCAUUGUUUAGAGUGAGUACAGUCACUGUAUCUUUUAACAAAAAACUAACACUUGACAAGCAAAAUGUCCUAAUGUCCUAAUAUGAAAGUUCACUUCUUUCGGGGGUGCUUAAAUCCAGGAGUCGGCACAAACUUCAGAAAAUUUGUGAAUCGUGAAGCAGUGGCAGAACUCGCACCCUUCAUUGGGUCCAGUGCUGUAGAAGGGGUUGUUGGAGGUGACCUUCUUCUAGUAGGCAGUUUGGCAGGUCUUGUGGCUGGUUCCCCGGUUACUUCAG